AUGGCACUAUUCACAACUCAUUUAAAACAGUAUGAACGAAUGAUAGACUCAUUAGAUUCAUGUUCUCUUCAUCAAUGUUCAAAUUUGCCAUAUAGUACAUGCCAACAUUGUGCUCGUCACUUUUGUCAUAAUCAUUCGAAUGAACAUGAAAAUCGAUGCAAUCAAACAUUAUCACAUCUACUUACCACUAUUGAUAAACUUGUUGUUCGAUUAUCAUCUAUUCAACCGUAUUGUCUCGAACAACUUGAACAAUGGAGUGACCAAGCUCAUCAAUCUAUCAAUUAUUACUGUAAAAAAAAACGUUAUGAUUUAAUUGAAAAAAAGCAAGAACAUUUAGAGGAAGAACUUACUAAUCUUCGAAAUAUAUUAGAUGAAUCGAUUGAAGAACAAAAUGGAAUACAUAAUCAAUUUAAUAAAAUCAAUCAUGAUAUUCAAUUAAUAGAAGUUAAACUUAUUGAACUUGAACAUCUUCGAUUAACACAUCGUCCAUUAAUCAUUGAUGAAAAUCUAAUUAGUUUACAAUGUCUUUUUCCUUUAUCUCAUCCUCAUCAUACAAUUCAUAUUAAAUCUGGUAAUGAAAGCUCUAUUGCUAGUAAUCAAAGCCAUCUUCUCGUCGAACGAGAAGGUAAACAUCUAUGUUUAUUAGAUCGAAAUUUUACUGUUGUUAAGGAUAUACCAUUUUAUCAUAAUGGUGUUCAUAGUAUUUGUUGGUCAUCGAUAAUCAAUCGAUUUAUUAUCAUUACUUUUAAAGAAAUCUUUACUCUUGAUGAUAAAACAAUGACACUUGAAAAAUGCUCUAUAUCAUCAAAUAUGGACUGGUGGCGUGCAGCGUCUUCGCAUGAUACUUUAUUUUUAUCAUCAGCAAAAUGGGGUUCAUCAAUUCAUGAAUUUGAUCUUCGAUCACAAUUUCAAUUUAUUAAAGCAUGGUAUACACCAGUAACUUGUGGAGAAGAUGAAAUUAUUUGUGAUCUUAAAUAUAAUAAUAGUUUUCUUGCUAUUCCUAUAUUUAAUAAACAUAAAGAAGAAAGUCGUCUUGAUUUACGUUCAUCAAUAACACUCGAUUGUAUAUGGUCAAUUCGUAUUCAUGGACGUUGUCGUUGUUGUGCGAUUAAUGGUGAUCAAUGGUUAGUUAUGAAUCAUGAUGAUGGUCGAUUAUUUCAUAUUUCAGCUGGUGGACGACUCUUGAAAACGGAUAAAUAUCAACAUCAUCAAAGACUUGAAGAUAUAACAACUUGGAAUGAUAAUAUGAUCGUCGUUUUAACUAAGAAAACAAUCAAUUUACAUGAAGUUCGUUAG
Messenger RNA from Rotaria sordida, 1296 nucleotides. Lineage: Eukaryota; Metazoa; Rotifera; Eurotatoria; Philodinida; Philodinidae. The record is from the annotation of a GenBank genome assembly.